CCGGCCGUAUUAUCUUUAAAAUAGACAUGACGGUUUUUUUCUACAAUCUCUGUAUCCGUCAUGAACACCAUUGAAAGUCAACAGGGGGGGCGGAUCAGUUUUCUAUUGUGUCCGAGAAAAUGGAUCCGGCCCCAUGACUUACAUUGGGAGUCAUGACGGAUCCGUACUCAAAAACGCUGCUUGCUGCGCUUUUGUGUGCGUCAUAGGAACGCAAUAAAACAGAACAAAAUGCAUUCUGGGCACUCCAUUCCCUUCAGUUCAGUUUUGUCCCCAUUGACAGAUCUCAAUAGCAGAAAGGGAAAACGCUGGUGUGAAAGUAGCCUUAUUUGCAUUUUUUGCAUCUCCGAAGAAAUGUAUGGGUCUGCGUGCGAUCUGCAAAAAAUACGGAAUGGGCGCAGACCAAAAAUACAGUCAUGUGAAUGCACCCAUCCACAUUCAGGUUUUUUAAUGCAGUUUUUGAAGCCAAAGUCAAAAGGGGAAUGAAAAGGAGAAGACUCAGUCUCUCCUUUAUAUGUGUCUUCCAUUUAAGAUCCGUUCCUGGCUUUGGCUUCCAAAACUGCAUCAAAAAACCUAAAGGCCUAGCUCUGCCUAAUAGUAGUUCUGCUAUGAAGAAUGCAGCGGCCGAAGCUGUAUCAGACACUACUACUACUAUUCAUUUAUUGACAUUGGAUACAAGCAGGAGCCAGUGGCGAGUAAUCAGACCCUUCCCCUUCUUAGGCCUUGUUCAUAGGGUACAGCCAAACAUAGUGGGGGUCAUUUAUUAAGGGACUUGCGACUAUUUUAGUCCCAUACAAGUCCUUUUUUUGACCGGCAGUGUGAAAAUAUUUUGUCACGCGGCUAGUUUUACGUUAUGUUUGACGGUUGGCCAGGAUGGGGCAGAGCGGGGGCAUGUCAGGAGAUGUGCAGUGUAAGGAGGAAUCUAAGACCAGCGUAAAAAGCUAGUCUUAGUAAAUGACCCCCAGUGAGUCCACUCAGGAUUUUCCACAGCGGAGAUGGCAAAAAAAAACAGCCACUACAAAAACCACCCCAAACGGGCUGUUUUUUGCAGCGGCAUUGCUGACGGCAUUCUUCUGCUUUUAACCUUUGCACCACAAAGGCCAACCUUCAUACUGUGAAUAUAAAACCUUCAGUACAGAAAAACUUUGCUCGGAAGAAUCCACAGCAUUUAUGCCAUGUGUGGCUGUUCCCAUACAAUGCUGGCGUUUGCAUGUGUUUAAGUUGAAACCAGGAUUAAAACAUGUUUCCAUUGCUAAACUGAAUAAAAACCAAAAACCUUACAUUUUUUUAAGGUUUUUAGCAUUAAAUAAAAAGUACAGGGGUAUUAAAGGACAACCUGUUACCAUGAAAAUGCAGUGCAAUCUGCAGGUAGCAUGUUAUAGCGCAGGAGGAGCUGAGCAGAUUGAUAUAUAGUUUGUGGGAAAAACUGAGUGACCUUGGAGGUGACAAUAUCGGGGGUUCCUAACCUGUGCCCCUGAACAUAACAAUCCCCACCCACCUGUCCUGCUGCAGCCAAUCACAGGCCUCAGUGGUCAUGAUCGCUUUAACACUACAUCACAGCAGUAAGCCUAUGUUAGGCCGUAGCAGUUAUGGGACCAAGCCGCUCACUCAUUCCAUGAGGACCAGAUGCAGGGAUUGGACUGCGGACAGUUUAGGGGCACAGGUUAGGGGCUGUCAGCUCCAAAGAUGGACAACCCCUUUAAGUAUAAUCUGCAUUUCAUUCAUUUAAAUUCUUGCUCAGUCCUGGCUUUGAAGUCAAGGAGGCGGUCCUAUCAGUGAUUGACAGCUAUCAUUGUAUACACAGUCAUAGAGGGAAGGACUGUCAAUCACUGAUAGGACCUCCUCCUGGACUUCAAAGCCCAGAAUGAGCACAAAUAUAAAAGUAUAAAUGACAAGUUUUUCUGAAUGUUUUCUCAGUUAUAUAUCAAUCAGCUCAGCUCCUGCCUGCAGAUCAGACACCAUGUUCAACAUGACAGGUUCCCUUUAAUAGUAACAAUCACAACAUGAUACUGCAUACAGUGUCAUUUAUUGACUACUUCUAAGAGUUCCACUUUCAACCUGUGUUUAGUGUACCCCAGAGGUGCGUACCAUGUACUCUCACUGUGCUUUAAAUGAGCAGGCCAGUGUGGGAUCAUAGACUUGGGGUAUGUGCUUUAGGAACACCAUUUUAAGGCCACUUUUACAUGGGCAGUUUUUUCCAUCAGUAUUUCUAAGCCAUAACCAGAAGUGGGUCCAAAACACAGAAGAGGCACACGAUUUUCAUUAUUCUUUUUCUCCGUAGGGUCCCCUCCUUGCUUUGGUUUACAAUUACUGAUCCAAAGACUGACAAUGUGAAAGUGGCCUAAGGUAUAGAUGAAGCCGUUUAAUUCAUCAGCUCGUAUAUACACUCCAAAGACAUACUGAUAGGGACCUUAGAUUGUGAGCCCCAUUGGGGACAGUUGGAUGCUAAUGUCUGUAAAGCGCUGCGGAAUAUAGUAGCGCUAUAUAAGUGCAUAAAAUAAAAUAAUAAUAAUAAUAUAAUGGUUCCUAAUAACCCCCCUGCGACCUUAGCUAUUAAUAAACUCCUUAGCUAUAUCUUGUCUCUUCUGUAGUUUUUGAAUGUCUCCCGUUUCACUCUCUGAUUUCUAGUCUUUCCAAUUCUCAUUUCUUUAUUUCCUCUUACCUGCUCUUCCCUUUCUCUCCCCCCUCUCUCACACAUGCACUUUGUGCAGAGUUGGGGUCCAAAGUUCAGUAACUUGUGAAGCGCAGGGAUAAAUAUGAACCUUGGAGGAUUUACACUGCUCUGAUGUAAACAGAGAGUGACAAGGGUCCCUUAUCUGCUAUGUCUCAGUGAAGACAGUCCGGGGGGUGACCAAUUUCUGGUUGUGGCUGCAGAGCAAGUAUUUUUGGGGGGAGGAGGAGACAGAAGGUGGGUAGAGCAUGGACUCCCGCCUGCUGAUCCCUAUUGCAACCUCAGGAUGGUGAGAUGUUAGCAGGUAACAUUAAGGAUGGCGUCUCAACUUACUUACUUGCAGCAGGAGCUACUACAUGCAUUGCUGGAGUCAGGUGUCACUAAAGAGACUAUUAUGAAAGCUCUAAACGACGGCGGCAAUUAUCAAUAUCCCAGGGAUCCCCUGGACGAUAUGAGUAGUUUGGAAGAUGGGGAACACUGCGUACAACUUCCUAAUGGGCUUGAGGAGCCUCAAAUGUCAGAAGACGACAGUUCUGAGGAUGGGGGGGAUUUCACGCCUCCGGUUAUUAAGGAUUUGGAGAGACUGAGCCCAGAGGAGGCUGCUCAUCAGAAGGCUGUGGUGGAACGUCUGCUCCAGGAAGACCCAUGGCAUGUGGCCAAACUGAUCAAAUCUUACUUACAGCAGCACAAUAUUCCUCAGAGGGAAGUGGUGGACACCACGGGGCUUAACCAGUCACAUUUAUCCCAGCACCUCAACAAGGGUACACCCAUGAAAACUCAAAAGCGGGCAGCCCUAUACACCUGGUAUGUCGGUAAACAGCGAGAAGUUGCAAGGCGCCAAACCAUGAUGUCAGAUGAUAUGUCUUGUGACGAAAUACCAAAUAAGAAAAUGAGAAGAAACCGAUUCAAGUGGGGUCCAGCUUCACAACACAUUCUGUUCCAAGCCUAUGAACGACAGAAGAAUCCAAGCAAAGAGGAACGUGAAGCACUUGUUGAGGAAUGCAACAGGGCAGAGUGUAUACAGAGAGGGGUGUCCCCAUCUCAAGCACAAGGCCUGGGCUCCAACUUGGUGACAGAAGUGCGAGUGUACAACUGGUUUGCAAAUCGGCGCAAGGAAGAAGCAUUUCGACACAAGCUAGCAAUGGACACAUACAAUGGUCAACAGAGCUCUGCACCUUCUCUGUCAGUCCACGAACUCUCUACAGCCAAAGCAACAGGUCUUCGUUAUUCUCAAGACUCCGGCACUGAGCGAGGGAACUCAAUGGUGACCAACCAAAGCAGUAUGUCUCCGUCUGGUAUAGAGCACAGCCACAGUCUCAUGAACAGUGACAAGUUGAUUCCAACAUCAGGGGGCUCCCUUCCACCUGUCAGCACACUGACUGCUCUGCAUAGCCUGGACCACGGACAGCAUACUCUUAGCCAAGCACAAAAUCUAAUUAUGGCUUCGUUACCUAGCGUCAUGACAAUUGGAACAGACGCGGCACUUGGACACGGGUUUAGCAAUUCUGGCCCUUCAACUUUACUCAUAGGUCUUACAUCCCAAUCUCAGAGUGUCCCUGUGAUAAACAGUGUUGGCAGCAGUCUGACCACCUUGCAGCCCGUUCAGUUCUCUCAGCAAAUCCAUCCUUCCCACCAGCAGCCUAUAGUACAACAGGUCCAAGGCCAUAUGUCACAGAAUCCAUUCAUGGCCACAAUGGCUCAGCUCCAGUCUCCACAUGCUUUUUAUGGCCAUAAACCUGAUGUUGCACAGUAUGCAUCUGCUAGCUUCUUUCCACAAACAAUGGUCAUCACUGACACUUCUAACCUGGGAACCUUAACGAGCCUGACCCCCAGCAAACAGAUUCAUUCACUGCACUCUAGUGGACAAGGAGAUUCUCAGCUUCAGAGUCAGGACUCCAACAUCCUCCAUCUCGCUCCCAGCCACCGUCUCUCCCCAAGCUCAACCAGUAAGGAGCAAACCUUGAUGUCUUCAGCAAGCUUGGUACACUACCAGAAUUCCAGUACCCCAGAGAGCCACAGCCACCUCCUAUCCCCUUCACACAACACUCUGGACAAUUAUAUGUCCACACAGAUGGCAUCUUCCUCACAGUGAAGGACCUGCG
Molecule: messenger RNA, 4770 nt
Organism: Bufo gargarizans (Asiatic toad)
Lineage: Eukaryota; Metazoa; Chordata; Amphibia; Anura; Bufonidae
Gene: HNF1A
Product: HNF1 homeobox A
Exons: 9
Coding region: 2985-4760 (591 amino acids)
Biological process (GO): liver development; pancreas development; positive regulation of DNA-templated transcription
Cellular component (GO): nucleus
Molecular function (GO): DNA-binding transcription factor activity, RNA polymerase II-specific; RNA polymerase II cis-regulatory region sequence-specific DNA binding
Source: RefSeq, a predicted model, not a curated record